UUUUUUUUUUUUUUUGGUACCAGGGAUCAAACUCACAACCUCAUGUUUGCUAGGCAGGGGCUUAUGCUGCUGAGCUAAAUUCUCAGCCCUAUAAGGUUAUGUUUUAUACCAUCUGAAAUUGUCUUACAUGUAAGAAGCAGCAUUAAGAACCCCACUUACUUUUCCCAUAGAUGAUUCCUUGACCGUCCUUUAAGAUUAAUAAACCACCUUUUCCAUGGAGAGUUUGUUUUCGAUGAGAAAAAAAAAAGAACAAGAAAAAUUAUAUUACAAAGUCCAGCAAAAUAACAUAUUUUUAUUAACUGAGUGAUGCUCUUAAUACAUUUUACCCAAGAGCCUCCCCCUCAUUUAAAUAUAUAUUUAAAUAAACAUUCAGGAAAAUGUACCUUGUCCUUCUUGGAUGCACAGUUGGAUAAGCAGCCACCAUGCCCAAGAUAGCAGCCCCAUCGUCUUUCUCAACAGAUGCCCCACUUAGUGGUUCACUGUGCAGCUUUUCAUCUUGAGGGUGAUGCACAGGAAAUACACGCUCAGUAGGAAUUGUGCCUCACAUUUCAACUUUGGAUCUUUUCCUGGACCAGUGAUAAGCAAUCAGCCCUCUCUCCAGAUGUGGAGCAACCAUGCGACUUGAGCCACAGCACCCAGCCCACCAUGAUAUAAUCACAAGGGGCAACGGCCAGAGCUUGACAGCGCUGUGCUGCUGAGCUGAGCUGUUAGCAGCUGAAGUGUUUAAAAUGCAGUUUUCGCACUGUGAUAUUUUCACCUCACGAUGGCUUGGUGGGAACAUAGCCCUCUCAUAAGCCAACAGAUAUCUCUGUCUUCUCUGCCCUGCCCUCUGCGGAGUAUACCCUCCCCAUACCCACUGCUGUUUCCUGCCCAUACCUUCCCACUUAAAAUUCCUGGGAAUGGUCGUAAGUGUUAAAGGCUCCCCAGGAGACCCUAAUUUGAGCCAUGGGAGCCAUUGCUAAAGGGUAUUGCUUCAUAAUUGGCAGGAACUUGCUUUGUACCAGAGGAUUCUGAGUUGUGAGCUGCAGGGGGCCUCGGGUCAGACUAAUAAUAGUGACAGUCUUGCGACAGACAGGUACCAGGCUGGGCCGGCUCUCUCACUCUUCACAGCAGUUGCAUGGAGUGAGUCUGUCAGCCCUUCUGAGAUUGAAGUUAGAGAUUGCAUACUUCGCCUGAAAUAGAUAGCAAGUGCACAGUGCAGCCAAGACUUGGGUCCCACAGGCUAAUUGCUCCUUGGCUGGAUACUCUUGCCUCCUGCCCCACAAAGUGGGAUAACCUGCCUCCACCAUACCAGCCUGCAGUGAGAAUCCUCAUCCUCUCACAUCCUCAGAAAGUUCCUAGUACAGCUUCUCACUUGGGACAUAAAUAUCCCUAAACUUUGGGGAUGAUUUGGUGGAGACCUCAGGUCAGUGAGUAGAGCAAGCCCAGUGCCUGGGGUGGGCUGGGUCAGGCUGGGUGUGCCGAAGUCCUCUGUUUCUGUUUGCUGAUGACAUCUUUCCUCCCUCAACGCUGGAUGGAGCCUCCUCUGUUUCUCCCCAUCUGAUCUCCUGUUUCUUCCUCUGGCUCUGGAGUUCCUGGCUCCUCUGACUACCUCUCUCCUAAAGUCUCCACCUCUCCCCUCUCUCACCUCAGCUUGGCCUCCGGAAUGCCCCCCGCUGCUGGGCAGUGAUCCAGCCCCUACUCUGUGCCGUGUACAUGCCCAAGUGUGAGAAUGACCGAGUGGAGCUACCCAGCCGCACCCUGUGCCAGGCCACGCGAGGCCCAUGUGCCAUUGUGGAGCGGGAGCGGGGCUGGCCUGACUUCCUGCGCUGUACCCCCGACCACUUCCCUGAAGGCUGCCCGAAUGAGGUGCAGAACAUCAAGUUCAACAGCUCAGGGCAGUGCGAGGCGCCCUUGGUGCGGACCGACAACCCCAAGAGCUGGUAUGAAGAUGUGGAGGGCUGCGGGGUCCAGUGCCAGAACCCGCUGUUCACCGAGGCGGAGCACCAGGACAUGCACAGCUACAUCGCCACCUUCGGCGCCGUCACGGGGCUCUGCACACUCUUCACCCUGGCCACCUUCCUGGCUGACUGGCGGAACUCCAACCGCUACCCCGCGGUUAUUCUCUUCUACGUCAAUGCGUGUUUCUUCGUGGGCAGCAUUGGCUGGCUGGCCCAGUUCAUGGAUGGUGCCCGCCGAGAGAUCGUCUGCCGAGCGGAUGGCACCAUGAGGCUUGGGGAGCCCACCUCCAACGAGACCCUGUCCUGUGUCAUCAUCUUUGUUAUUGUAUACUAUGCCCUGAUGGCUGGUGUCGUCUGGUUCGUGGUCCUCACCUACGCCUGGCACACGUCCUUCAAAGCCCUGGGCACCACCUACCAGCCCCUCUCGGGCAAGACCUCCUACUUUCACCUGCUCACCUGGUCACUCCCCUUUGUCCUCACUGUGGCAAUCCUCGCAGUGGCCCAGGUGGAUGGGGACUCAGUGAGUGGCAUCUGUUUUGUGGGCUACAAGAACUACCGAUACCGUGCUGGCUUUGUACUGGCCCCAAUUGGCCUGGUACUCAUCAUGGGGGGCUAUUUCCUUAUCCGAGGAGUCAUGACUCUCUUCUCCAUCAAGAGCAACCACCCUGGACUGCUGAGUGAGAAGGCUGCCAGUAAAAUCAAUGAGACCAUGCUGCGCCUGGGGAUUUUUGGCUUCCUGGCCUUUGGCUUUGUGCUGAUCACCUUCAGCUGCCAUUUUUAUGACUUCUUCAACCAGGCUGAGUGGGAGCGCAGCUUCCGGGACUACGUGCUAUGCCAGGCCAAUGUGACCAUUGGGCUGCCCACCAAGAAGCCCAUUCCUGACUGUGAGAUCAAGAAUCGCCCCAGCCUCCUGGUAGAGAAGAUUAACCUAUUUGCUAUGUUCGGGACCGGCAUUGCCAUGAGCACCUGGGUUUGGACUAAAGCCACUCUGCUCAUCUGGAGGCGCACCUGGUGCAGGCUGACUGGGCAGAGUGAUGACGAGCCUAAAAGGAUCAAGAAGAGUAAGAUGAUUGCCAAGGCUUUCUCCAAGCGGCGUGAGCUACUGCAGAACCCAGGCCAAGAACUGUCCUUCAGCAUGCACACGGUCUCCCACGACGGGCCAGUGGCGGGUUUGGCUUUCGACCUCAAUGAGCCCUCUGCUGAUGUCUCAUCUGCCUGGGCCCAGCAUGUCACCAAGAUGGUGGCUCGAAGAGGAGCCAUACUGCCCCAGGAUGUUUCUGUCACCCCAGUGGCAACUCCAGUACCACCAGAGGAACAAGCCAACCUGUGGCUGGUUGAGGCAGAGAUCUCCCCUGAGCUGGAGAAGCGACUGGGCCGGAAGAAGCGGAGGAAGAGGAAAAAGGAAGUGUGCCCCCUGGGCACAGCCCCUGAUCGUCACCAUGCUGCCCCCAGCCCUGCACCUGCCACCAGUGCCAUUCCUCGGCUGCCUCAGCUGCCCCGGCAGAAGUGUCUAGUGGCUGCAGGUGCCUGGGGAGCUGGGGAAUCCUGCCGCCAGGGAGCCUGGACCCUGGUCUCCAACCCCUUCUGCCCAGAGCCCAGUCCCCAUCAGGAUCCAUUUCUCCCCAGUGCCCCAGCCACUAUGGCCUGGGCUCAUGGCCGCCGCCAAGGUCUGGGGCCCAUUCACUCCCGCACUAACCUGAUGGACGCGGAGCUUAUGGAUGCAGACUCAGACUUCUGAGCCUGCAGAGCAGGACCUGAAACAGAAAAGAGCAAAAAACAUCACCGAGGCUCUGCUUCCUCUGAGUGCUUCCCUGAGAUCGUGUCUUCCACAGAACCUAUGGACCCUCCCCUGAGAGUUCUGUGUGUCCUGCUCAAAGCAGCAGGACCGUAGGAAAGAGCUGAGCGUUUCCAUGGGUGACCUCACCCAGGGGUAGGGCCCUGGGGCUCAGGAUUGUCCAUUCUGCCCCACUAGCCAGAGUCUGGCUGGCAACAUUGUCUCCAGCAGAGCUUAUGGUGGGGCAAUAAUAGCAGAGCCUCAGUUGACAGUACCCAGAGUGGACUAUGGUGGGCAAGGAGACACCAAGCCCAUGUCUGGCAGAUGAGGGAUACCUGCCCUUCUCUGUGCCAAUGGGUAUACUUUCCUGGCACUCUCAGACCAAAAGUUUAUUGUGUCCCUUGUCUAAAGUGGGGUAUAUGAGGUCAGAAGUGCCAUCUCUGUAAAGGCCAUAAUCCUGCCAAACAUUUGACCCUACCCCAAACUUGUUCUUGUUCUCCAGCAGCCUCCCCUCCUUUCCCUAUCUAUGGUUGUUUGGGACGCAGAACUGAAGUACACACAUGUGCGUGUGCAUGCAUCCCUUUUGCCACUGAGCUCCGUCUCCAGGUGAGAGACUGGAUCAGCUGUAGAGCCUUAGCCUGGCAUGGGACAGAAGCAAGGCAUCACAGGCACCACCAAGCCCCCGAGAGAGGUGUCAUCCCUUCUUCAUGUCCAUCCACUGGGGAUGGUCCCUUGGACUAGAAGGGUUACCCUGGGAAGCUGCUGUAGCUACAACCAGGGAAAAAACCUUUUUUCAACUUCCGUGACAGCUGAAGAGGAGAUUCCCAGCUUUCCUGAUCUCCAACCAUGUCCCUAGCACCCUGUAUUCAAGACCAGACAACAGGAAGUCUUAGAAGCUGGUUGGGUUCCACAUUGGGGAUAGGGCUGGGAAGAAGAAAUAUAAACAGUAAAUAAAAAGGUUUUUGUAUAAA
Messenger RNA from Cavia porcellus (domestic guinea pig), 4685 nucleotides. RefSeq names its product smoothened, frizzled class receptor (gene Smo). Gene Ontology annotation, cellular component: dendrite; plasma membrane; cilium. The record is from RefSeq and is a predicted model, not a curated record. Gene Ontology annotation, molecular function: patched binding; transmembrane signaling receptor activity. Gene Ontology annotation, biological process: central nervous system development; commissural neuron axon guidance; smoothened signaling pathway. The coding region runs from base 1696 to 3678 and encodes 660 amino acids. NCBI's taxonomy places the organism in Eukaryota, Metazoa, Chordata, Mammalia, Rodentia, Caviidae. The transcript has 12 exons.